This is a messenger RNA of Ziziphus jujuba (common jujube), 1100 nucleotides long. RefSeq names its product putative boron transporter 5. The record is from RefSeq and is a predicted model, not a curated record. The transcript has 6 exons. Gene Ontology annotation, cellular component: plasma membrane. Lineage: Eukaryota; Viridiplantae; Streptophyta; Magnoliopsida; Rosales; Rhamnaceae. Gene Ontology annotation, biological process: monoatomic anion transport; transmembrane transport; monoatomic ion homeostasis. Gene Ontology annotation, molecular function: solute:inorganic anion antiporter activity.
AUGUCAUUUAACUAUUCACCUCUCAAAAGGAGCAAAUCAAAACAAUCCCAAAGUACAUCUUCCCCAUCACAAGAAUCAGUCCACCCGUACCAUUAUGAGAUUUUAUUGCUUGGAUUCAUGACUUUACUAUGUGGAUUACUUGGGCUACCUCCAUCUAAUGGGGUUUUGCCACAGUCCUCAAUGGAAAUUCAAACUUUGUUGUUGAUCAUUUGCUUACCGGAUGCUCAAGUAUCUAUCUAUUUGCAGUUGCUUCGAAGGUAGAUGGUAGAGAGUGCCAAGAAAAGGAUAAAGCAGAAAGCUAGUUACUCUGAAAUCUAUGGGAAAGUGCAAGUUGUGCUUAUAAAGAUGGACAGCAGUCCUGUUGUAAGCCUUCAAAAUAAUACUACGAUGGUUAAAGAGCUGGAAGACUUGAAGGAGGAAGUCACGAAAGGAGAACAUAAAGGGGAGAGCACAAAAUAUACAUUUGAUCCUGAGAAGCACAUUGAUGCAUACCUUCCGGUCUGAGUUAACGAGCAGAGAGUGAGCAAUCUGAUGCAGUCACUUCUUGUUGCAGCAUCAGUGUGUGCUAUGCCAGCGAUUAGAAAGAUACCUACAUCGGUCCUUUGGGGAUAUUUUGCCUAUAUGACCAUUGGUAGUCUUCCUGGGAACCAAUUCUGGGAAAGGAUGUUGCUUCUUUUUAUUACACCUGGUCGGCGUUACAAGGUGUUAGAAGUUGUUCAAUAUGCUUCGUUUGUGGAGUUGGUGCCAUUCAAAUCCAUAGCAAUAUUUACACUCUUCCAGCUUGUAUAUUUCCUGGUGUGUUUCUUUGUGCCAUGGAUACCAAUAGCUGGAAUCUUGUUCCCCUUGCCAUUCUUUCUUCUCAUCAGCAUAAGACAUUAUCUCCUACCCAAGUUCUUUCAACCACAUUAUUUGGGAGAAUUGGAUGCAGCAGAGUAUGAGGAAAUUGCGGGCACUACCCCAAGACUCUCCCUCAGCCUCUCUUUCAAGGAAAAAGAAAUACCUGGUCUUAGAAAUGAGGAAGAUGGAGUUGAAAUGUGUGAUGCUGAGAUAUUAGACGAGUUAAAAUAGUCUUAACAGAUUAGAGAUAUUGAACAAGAGAU